AUGUCUCUUUUUCAGACCACAGAUAAAUAUAGGAGUCUAUGUGCAUUUUGGAACUACUCGCCUGAUACCAUGAAUGGCAGCUGGUCCUCAGAAGGCUGUGAGCUGAUGUACUCUAAUGAGACGCACACCUCUUGCCGGUGUAAUCACCUGACACAUUUUGCAAUUUUGAUGUCUUCCGGUCAUUCCAUUGGUAUUAAAGAUUAUAAUAUUCUUACAAGGAUCACUCAACUAGGGAUAAUUAUUUCACUGAUUUGUCUUGCCAUAUGCAUUUUUACCUUCUGGUUCUUCAGUGAAAUUCAAAGCACCAGAACAACAAUUCACAAAAAUCUCUGUUGUAGCCUAUUUCUUGCUGAACUUGUUUUUCUUGUUGGGAUCAAUACAAAUACUAAUAAGCUCUUCUGUUCAAUCAUUGCUGGGCUGCUACAUUACUUCUUUUUAGCUGCCUUUGCAUGGAUGUGCAUCGAAGGCAUACAUCUUUAUCUCAUUGUGGUAGGAGUCAUCUACAACAAGGGAUUUUUGCACAAGAAUUUUUAUAUCUUUGGCUAUCUCAGCCCUGCUGUGGUAGUUGGAUUUUCAGCAGCAUUAGGAUACAGAUAUUAUGGCACCACCAAAGUAUGUUGGCUUAGCACCGAAAACAACUUUAUUUGGAGUUUUAUAGGACCAGCAUGUCUAAUCAUUCUUGUUAAUCUCUUGGCUUUCGGAGUUAUCAUAUACAAAGUUUUUCGUCACACUGCAGGACUGAAACCAGAAGUUAGUUGCUAUGAGAACAUAAGGUCUUGUGCAAGAGGAGCCCUCGCUCUCCUGUUCCUUCUUGGCACCACCUGGAUCUUUGGGGUUCUCCAUGUCGUUCAUGCAUCCGUGGUUACAGCUUACCUCUUCACAGUCAGCAAUGCCUUCCAAGGGAUGUUCAUUUUCUUAUUCCUGUGUGUUUUAUCUAGAAAGAUUCAAGAAGAGUAUUAUAGAUUGUUCAAAAAUGUGCCCUGUUGUUUUGGCUGUUUAAGGUAAACAUAGAGAACUAUGGAUAAUUGUAGCUGCACAGAAGCCAAAAACCCAAGCUGUGGAUGACCAGUGUAUAAAGUUGACUCAAUCAAAUUAUUCAGUUAUGAAUUACUACAUAAUCAAAUAUUAUAAAUCAGUUUUUCUGUUUACAGUAUAGGAACUGUAGAUAAUAGUAGUUGAAAUUAUGUACCAUAUAGCUGUAGUGUGCUUUCCUACGUGACAUAGUUAUGUCAAAAAUAGUAUUGCAGAUAUUCGGAAAGUAAUUGGUUUCUCAAGAGUGAUAUCGCUGCACCCAAGGAAAGAUUUUCUUUCUAACACAAAAAGUAUAUGAAUGUCCUGAAGGAAACCACUGGUUUUAUACCUUUGUGACUCAUGUUGCCUCUGAAACUAGUCCCCUACCACCUUGGUAAUGAGGUCCAUUAUAGAAAGUGCAACAUGAGAGAACGAAAGGGCUGAAUAUAAAAUGGUGAAAAGGGAAUGGCU
Molecule: messenger RNA, 1482 nt
Organism: Propithecus coquereli (Coquerel's sifaka)
Lineage: Eukaryota; Metazoa; Chordata; Mammalia; Primates; Indriidae
Gene: ADGRL4
Product: adhesion G protein-coupled receptor L4
Exons: 7
Coding region: 1-1005 (334 amino acids)
Biological process (GO): cell surface receptor signaling pathway; adenylate cyclase-activating G protein-coupled receptor signaling pathway
Cellular component (GO): membrane
Molecular function (GO): G protein-coupled receptor activity
Source: RefSeq, a predicted model, not a curated record